This is a messenger RNA of Perca flavescens (yellow perch), 900 nucleotides long. Its product is annotated as myeloid-associated differentiation marker homolog. Gene Ontology annotation, cellular component: membrane. Bases 1 to 900 code for a protein of 299 amino acids. NCBI's taxonomy places the organism in Eukaryota, Metazoa, Chordata, Actinopteri, Perciformes, Percidae. The transcript has a single exon. The record is from RefSeq and is a predicted model, not a curated record.
AUGCCUGUGAUCGUGCUAGAGGCCAAAGACUUCAGCAGUCCCCUUUUCUUGGUGCGGACAUGGGAAAUCUUAUCCGGCUGUACCACCUUCAGCCUUGCGGCCUCGCUUGAGUCAAACAAAAAUGCAUCUAACUUCCAACCCUUCCACACAUUCAGGAUCUUCUGCAUGUUUACCUGGUGCUUCUUCUUUGCCCUUACCCUCCUUAUCCACAUCCUCAGCAUCAUCCAGUUUCACAGCCUUAUCCCGAUAUCCUGGAAGAACCUGACUGUGACAGUGGCAGUGUUGGGCGCACUGAUGUGUCUCAGUGCCUCUGUGGUUUUCCCUUGGAUCAUCAUGGACCAUCAACAGGUAUCGCCGCGCCCUGUGGCGGCUGCUGUGGCCUCCUGUAUCACCUUCCUGGCCUACACCUCUGAGUCCUACGUUCUCGGCACCCAAGCCCUUGAACAAAGAGGCUACAUGGGCAGCAUGCCUGGUCUCCUCAAGAUACUCCAACUCUGGGGAGGCUGUCAGAUGAUACCCCUACUCCUGGAGACGGUCAGUGUGCCACCCAACAAUGUACACAGUUGGCAGCUGGUGGUCUCUGGCGUGUCAUACGGCGCCUGUGUUCUCAUGUCUGUGGUUAUACUUGUGGUAAUAUUAGGAGACUUUGCUGGGCGAUGUUUUCUACCUUUUGACAGAUUUUUGGCUGGGUUCAGUCUGAUGGGGGUGUUGCUCUACAUGGUGGCCACGGUGAUUUGUUUUACCAAGAUACUGCAGCUGAGAGACCAAGACCAUAGCAACCUCAAUAAAAGUGAAGAACUGGUUAUCAUGGAAACAGUGGUUGCCAGUAUUACGAUGUUAGCUUAUUCAGUGGACCUGGCCUUUGCCAUUAAACUGUUGUGUGACAGAAGUCACUUAUGA